Molecule: messenger RNA, 720 nt
Organism: Magallana angulata
Lineage: Eukaryota; Metazoa; Mollusca; Bivalvia; Ostreida; Ostreidae
Exons: 5
Coding region: 1-720 (239 amino acids)
Source: RefSeq, a predicted model, not a curated record
AUGCAUGAAGAUGGACAUAACCGUCUAAUGCUAUCGAAUAAUGAUGAUGAUGACUCGAUAAACACCUUCUUCUUAUGCGGAUACUGUGGAUUAUUGUUUGACGAUGACAACGAAGGUCAAAGACACGAGAGUGAACACGGACUUCAUCAUGACGGUGUAAAGGGGGCAACAUCCCACUCAAAAAAUAACAAGGAUCAAGAACAUCAUUGCCACCACUGUGAUAAAGUAAUGAGCAAUGAACAAGACCUGAUGUGUCACGAAUUAGCUCAUGAUUUGGAUCAAAUGGAUUACAGCGGUAAAGGUCCAUGGUCCCCGUUGAUUCCCAAUUCAACAUGUGAACCUAUGGAAGAGGAUCAUGUUGCAGAUCAAGAAAUGACUCCUGAUUCCAUGGAAACCGAUGAAGCAUCAACCUCUACAAGAACCAACACAUAUCAGAUUGGUUUUGGCGGUGUGAAAAAAAUACCAUAUACCAUUCAAAAAGUAGGAGAACGAACUAUAAUGAAAAAUAAUGCUAUCGAUAUAAACUACAAUAUUCGAUUAAAUGCAGAAAACCCUGAACAAGGAAUGAGGCUGACUGAUCUGCUUCGUGAAUUAGAAGAUAUGUUUGACAACAUUCUCAAUGAAACAGCUCGACGACUUGACCUUUUUUUGGAUCUUGGACGAGUCAUCAUUCAUCACAUGGGAUUGUACAAUCCUGUUUGUCAGUGCCACUACUGGUAA